AUGGAUUAUACAGAUAAAUUACUUGAAUUAGAGGAACAAUACUAUGAAGAAGGUUUCAGAGAGGGUCAAAAUGAAUCCUUACACAACAGUUUCUUAGAAGGCAAACAGUUUGGGUUACAGGUAGGGUUUCAAAGGUUUGUCCUCAUAAACCAGAUCAUAGGUAUUUGUGAUAUAAUAGAUUCACUAGAUUUAAAAAAUGAUUCACUUAAUAAGAAUAUUUCCAUUAUUAGACAUUUAAUUAACAAUAUUCAAAUGAAUAAUGAUGAAGAAAAUGUGGAAAAUUUGGAUAAAAUUCUAAUUAAAUUGAAAAAUAAAUUUAGGACUGUUUUAUUAUCUUUUCACAGAUUAACCAAAGAUAAUCAUGAUAAUAAACAUUCAACAAACCAUUUGACCUUUAAUAAUGUUGAAGAUCUUUCUAGUAUAAUUGCAGGUAAAAUAGAAGGGUUUGUAGAGGACAAAGAGGUUACCGAAGUUAAAGUGAAACAAGACCAAUUACAUGAAUGGUAA
Messenger RNA from Arxiozyma heterogenica, 507 nucleotides. It is a transcript of the gene LTO1, whose product is annotated as ribosome biosynthesis protein LTO1. The record is from RefSeq and is a predicted model, not a curated record. NCBI's taxonomy places the organism in Eukaryota, Fungi, Ascomycota, Saccharomycetes, Saccharomycetales, Saccharomycetaceae. The coding region runs from base 1 to 507 and encodes 168 amino acids. The transcript has a single exon.